CCGUACGAUUUUUAACGUUACACUCGCCACUUCCGGCGGUUGUUUGGCUGUCCGUUUGAAAUGACUUCGCCGGCUAUAUAAAGCUCACUUUAAAUGCUUAAAUGGCAGGUUUAUUAAAUGUGGACGCACGCUGUGGAUCAAGAGGUGUCCUAUAGAGUGUCCCACGGGAUCAACUUCACUCUCCUGCCACCGUACUAUGUUCAAAAAGAUGACUGAAUUUGGUCCAGAUUCCGGGGGGAGAGUAAAGGGGGUAACCAUUGUGAAGCCGAUCGUGUUUGGGAACGUUGCCCGCUACUUUGGGAAAAAGAGAGAAGAAGACGGACACACACAUCAGUGGUCCGUCUAUGUGAAGCCUUACAGGAACGAGGAUAUGUCCGCUUAUGUGAAGAAGAUCCAAUUCAAGCUACAUGAGAGCUAUGGAAACCCACUGAGAGUGGUGACAAAGCCUCCAUACGAGAUCACAGAAACAGGCUGGGGAGAGUUUGAGAUCAUCAUCAAGAUCUUCUUCAUCGACCCCAACGAGAGACCUGUGACUCUAUACCAUCUGUUGAAGCUGUUCCAGUCAGACUCCAGUGCCAUCCCUAAGAAGACGGUUGUCUCCGAGUUCUACGAUGAAAUGAUCUUCCAGGACCCCACAGCCAUGAUGCAGCAGCUGCUGACCACAUCAAGACAACUCACCCUGGGAGCAUACAAGCAUGAGACAGAGUUCAGCGAGCUGGAGCAGAGGACCAAGGAGAAAAUGGAAGCAGCGAAAAGGAGAACCAGCCAGGAGAUCACAGAGCUGAAAGACAAACUGAAAGCCAGCAGAGAAAACAUCAACCACCUGAAGGCAGAGAUCAGGAAGCUGGAGGAGGACGGAGACCACAAGGAGCACUGAGAAAUGGACAAACACACACAACGCGGACGUGAUUUAGUGUUCAUGACUCAUUAAAAAAACAAGACAUUGUUGUGACUUAUUUUUAUUACACUUUUUUUUUUUUUUUUAGAUUUGUUUUCUGUUACUGUUAAACAUAAACACUCAAUAAUACGUCACCUAGAGAAGACUUAAGAAUGAUUUUCAAAAAUGGAAGAAAAUUUAAUUGAGAACUUCAGGAUUUUUUCAUUGGUUCUCAAAACAUGUUAUUUGUUUUUCUACACACAUUGAAAGAUCUGCUUGUUGUGAGGGAUAAAGACGCAUAAAACUUUUCUAGGCUUGUCUAUUCAUCUUGAUGUAGAGUCAGUGAAGCAUCCUCAUAGUGUUCAUGCCUACUUGAUGAUAUAUUAUCUACAUUUGUGAGAAUAGUUUUGAUAGUGAAUAUCUGCUUUCUUGUUUUUUCUUUUUCUUUUUCAACUGAUUUCAUGGGUUUCUAUAUAAAGUAAAUGUGCUGAGAAUCA
Molecule: messenger RNA, 1374 nt
Organism: Acanthopagrus latus (yellowfin seabream)
Lineage: Eukaryota; Metazoa; Chordata; Actinopteri; Spariformes; Sparidae
Gene: yeats4
Product: YEATS domain containing 4
Exons: 7
Coding region: 197-877 (226 amino acids)
Biological process (GO): regulation of DNA-templated transcription
Source: RefSeq, a predicted model, not a curated record